UCGGGAUUCUAAGAAAACCGCAAAGGUCGCAGAGUGUAAAACAUUAUGGAUAUUAUAUUGCAUAUAUUUAAUUGCAUAUAUUUAAAAUAAAUUGCAUAUAUUUAAUUAUUUAAACUAUCUAAUCAAUAAAAUAUGGAUAUUAUAUUUCGCAAGCAACCGUGUUUUUAUAUUAAUUAUAUAGAAUCAUUAAAAAAAAUGGGAACGAAAUUGAGAAUUAAAGAGGAGUAAAGUGGAGGGAGAGGGGUUUUGUUGAAGCACGCUACUACAGUAGCUAACACAAUUCCGAUCUCUGCUUCUUAAUCAUAUCAUAGCUAUUAGUUAUUGGAUAAGAGAGUGACUGCAAAGUUUUAUUCAACGCCUGCUUCUGAACUUCACAAGAUGUCCGGAGCUACAUCUACAGCAUCCAAUAGUGGCCAAAAGCUAUCUAUAUUUGCUGCCAAAUCUGGAUUUGUCAUCCCCAAAAACAAACUAUCAGGAUCGUUGGUCCCUAUUUUUCGAGGGGCUAAAAAAGACGGGGUCACCAGUGUCGUCAAUGAAGAAAUUUCAAAACAAAUUGAGAGGAAAUCAAGAUGGGGGCCUGAUUUGACACAAGAUGCAUUUGUUAGGAAGGCAAAGGUUUUAGCUUUGCAGAUUCGAGUGGAUCAAAUUUCAAAGCAGUUGGAAUCAGAAAAUCCAGAGACAAGGGACACUCAGAACUUGCCAUUGGUGGAUGAAAACCCGGAUGAAAGCAAGCCUGGCUCACAAAUUAAUAGCAAGAAGUUAGAAAUGCUCGAACUUGAAAAGCGGGAAGCAAUAGGUGAAAUACUAAAACUAGAUCCCAGUUACAAGCCUCCACCUGGUUUUAAACCGUUGUUAAAAGAAGAUAGUGUUCCUUUGCCUGUCCAAGAAUAUCCCGGGUACAAAUUUAUCGGUCUAAUAUAUGGGCCUGAAGGUGAUAAUCAAAAGCGAUUAGAGAAGGAAACUGGUACCAAGAUAAAAGUUCAUGGAACCAAAGCAGACACAGGAGAGAAAGGUGAAAUUAAACCAGGUACUGAUAUCCAGUGCAGUUACAAAGAGAUGCAUGUUAACAUAUCAGCUGAUAGUUUUGAUAAAGUGGAUGCAGCAGUUUCCAUCAUUGAACUACUAAUUUCUUCUGUAACUGGAAAUUCAGCUGCUGGUUCCACUCCUUCUGUAUCUGUUUCUGGGGACGGCACUAAUGUUCUAAAUCAAAACCAAGACAGCCUCCCUUCUCAUGCAGUUUCUCUAUCUCUGGAAAACCAGACUGUGUUUGAACCAGCAGCCGAUACACAAAUGCCUGGACAACACUUUCAAUACUCUGGUCCAUGGUUUUCGGCAGUUCCAACUCAUACCCCUUUAUUUGCUUCUUCUGGCAGUGUAGUUCCUCCAAAUCCCCCAUUUCUUGCUAGAACUCCCCAUUUUCCAUCACAAACAAUGAGCGCUUCAAAUUUGAUUUCAACUUUUGGUGGUCAACCUGCACCUGUUGGUGGGUUCCACCCAAUUAUUCCAAAUCAACAAGUUUCUAUGCAAGCACCACUACCAACACAAAUUUUACAGCAUUCACAAUGGACUCAAACAACUCCUUUGGGUUACGUUGGGCCACCAAGAAAUCUUUCUGUAAUACCUGCACAGAAUUUGUCAGCACCAACAAAUGUUUCACUUUCAUUUCCAGUUUCUUUAAGCCAGCCAACUCCAAUCAGACAGCCUCAAACACCAGUAUCUAACCAGCCAUUGGCCCCUCACAGCAAUAUGGGGCCAAUGGCACCACCAGCGGUUACCCCUAUGGGAGCUGUUUCUCUAGGUCCACAACCAGAUGUUGAAUUUAAGCCAGCCCAGUCAAAUAUGUCGAUGAUGCCACGACCUGGUAGUAUUCAUCCACAUCAUGCAGGUAUGGCUCCUGGACCACAAUCAUCUUUGGGACCAAUACCAACACCUGUUCAUUCAACUGGAAACCAUUUAUCAGGAUUUGUUUCAUUUCCUUCGCCAGGAAUAUCUCCUUCACUUCCAUUAGCUCAGCAAUCAGGGAUACCUAAUUCUGCCUCUGGAGUUGCUUCUCAUUACACCAACGUAAAACCACCACUGACCUCCAUGCCCUCAAAUUCUGGAAAUUUUACUUUUCAAGGACAGCGGCCCAAUGCAGACUACUAUCAAGUGGUUUCCAGACCAAACAGUCAAGCUAUUACUCAUGUUGGUACACAAGAGCCACUGUCCGGUCCAUGGCCACCACCAUUUGGGCUUUCUGUGCCUGAUCAGCCUCUUCAAAGCUUUCUAAGGACGCAAGUCUCCAACUGGGUGGAUCAAAGUCAAGGUUAUGUCUCUGCUGCUCCUUUUGGAGGAAGAUCAGGUUCUGUCUCAAUUGCAUCCAGACACCCUGCAUUUCCCUAUGCUGGUCAACCUGCACCAAGAUCUCAAGUCCCACAAAUGGGUAUGAGGAGCUUCAUUACUGCCCCUCAAAUGCCAAACUUGCCAAGUCCUGGAUUCCAACGAGGUAUGCACAAUCGCCAAAGCUAUUCUGCUCAGGGAACAUGGCCAGAUAUUCCAAUGUCUCAGAAGUUUGGCAACAAUCCGUCCUUGGCUUCCGGUAAACCAGCAUAUCCUGCAGACCAAAUUUAUGAUCCCUUUUCACCCACAUCUGUUGCACCUCCACACCAGAAAGGUAAUCCUGGAAAAUGAGGGAAUUGAAUAAGACUACUGAUACAAAAUACUGACAGUGAAAAUCUUAGGUAUAUGGCUGCAGUUUUUGGCAGACAGGUGAGACUAAUUUCAUAGAUUGGUAAUGGACACAGUUGUAAAGUCAUGUUAUUUCUAACCAGAAAGUGUGGUUUGCUCCCUUUAAUGACUUGUAUUCCUUUUUAAAUUGACCUUUCUUUUCUGAAUAUCAAUUAUUGAUGCUUGAUUAGGAAUUGAGUUUAAUGAAACUUUGCCAGAAUAUAGUCAUUUUUCCAUCUUA
This is a messenger RNA of Cicer arietinum (chickpea), 2947 nucleotides long. RefSeq lists its product as uncharacterized. Gene Ontology annotation, cellular component: nucleus. Gene Ontology annotation, biological process: regulation of mRNA splicing, via spliceosome. NCBI's taxonomy places the organism in Eukaryota, Viridiplantae, Streptophyta, Magnoliopsida, Fabales, Fabaceae. Gene Ontology annotation, molecular function: mRNA binding. The record is from RefSeq and is a predicted model, not a curated record.